ACAAGAUAAUUACAUUUCAUAUGCAUUCUGUAAAAAUUAGGAAAUCAAAUAUCAUAGCAAGUUUCAAAAACCAAUGUUUUAAUGAUGCCAUACUCUAGGAAGUGAUGGGAAAUUUUGGUGGGAAAAGGUGAUCUCAAAAGCAUCAGAAGUCAAUAGCAAUUAAUUCUGAGUGUUAAUAGAUUACUAAUAAAAAUGGUUAAAAGCUAAGAAAAAACAUCUUUAUUAAGAUACUUUAUUCAGAUAUUUAUACAGAUAUUUGCUGAAGCACAAAUCGAUUUUAGUUUACAAAAGUUUUAUAACUAGACUAUCAACAAACCUAAUAUUUAAUAUGUAAAUAAUGUUAAAGCCACUAAACCUACUGUUAUGCUCACGCCUUUUAUAAAAUGUAAAUUAAGGGGCGUCUCUUAAAGACACAGUAACCAAUGCGACUGUUAUGGAGGGCGGGGCAAACACGUCUCUCCUCCCGUUUUCCUCAGGCUGAGGCUAGAGAGUUCCUCAGGCUUAAACCUGAGUCUUCACGGCAAGUUAAGGCAAACAACCAGCUCACUGCAUCACCAGAGGAUGGUCGGGGUGCAGCGGUGAGUUCAUAAAAAGUGGACCGGUCACUGCCUUUAAGGAGCGAGCAUGGCCUGUUAUUUGUGUGACAUUAGAUAAAGGGAGUGCACCUUGCGUCCUAGAGCAUGGACGUGUGACGUAUGCUGCUUCACAGCAUCUGCAGUCUGGUGCGUAGAAACGCUGCUCACGGAUAAAGAUGGAUUUACCUCGUCGUUUUCCAGACCCGGUUCUCAACCCGAUGCUGUUCACUGAAUCCCCAGUGCCUCUCGGUAUAAAUGAAGCGUGCGCGGUCGGGAGCGGGUCUGGUCCCACGGCAACCAGCGCGUUGAGGAACGAUUUGGGCUCCAACAUUCAUGUGUUAAAAACACUGAAUCUCCGCUUCCGCUGCUUCCUUUCCAAAGUCCACGAAUUGGAGCGCAGGAAUAAGUUAUUAGAGAUCCAGCUGCAGCACGCCCAGGAGCAAGCCCGGUACCGACAGCUGUUUUCCCGGGAGCAGGCGGUCCAAACGAACCUCGAACAGCCUUAUUCAAACGCGCAGUGUCAGUCCAGACUCCCCGGUAAAAUCUGGAGCUUCUCGCACACCGCCAGGUACGGAGGGCGGUUCGAGACUCGCCAGGGGCCCGGAGUGUCCUGGACUCACCCUGACGGUGUCGGGGUUCAGAUUGACACCAUCACACCUGAACUCAGGGCCUUGUACAAUGUUUUGGCCAAAGUCAAGCGCGAGAGAGACGAGUACAGGAGAAAAUGGGAGGAAGAGGUUUCCAAACGUCAGCAGAUGGAGUCUCUGGUGGAGACUUUACAGGAGACUGUUCAGUCGUCUGAAGUGGCACAAGGAGAACUGAAUGAGAAGGUUGAGCGUCUUAAAACAGAGCUGGUGGUCUUCAAGAGCCUCAUGCCUAAUGAUGAAGUGUCUGACUUGGACAGUAAAAUCCAGGAGAAAGCCAUGAAGGUAGAUAUGGACAUCUGCAGACGCAUUGACAUCACGGCCAAGCUGUGUGAUGUGGCCCAGCAGAGAAACUCGGAGGACAUGACUAAAAUACUGCACGGCAGCUCAUCCAGAGCUUCAGUCGAGCAGAAAGGAGGGAUGGUCGUAUGCAGGAGAAAGGAGUGUAAGGGUGACUCAGAGGAGCAGAGAGUGGAGGCUGAUGGUGAUUGCACUCAUCAUGAGGAGGAUGUGCCUGCUUCUCUCAACAUCACUGAUGAGAUGAAGAGGAUGCUCAACCAGCUAGGUUGCUCAGCUAAUUGGUUUGUUGGCAGGAGGGAAACAUUUGAGUUCGAUGAUGACUGUGACAGCCUGGCGUGGGAAGAGACUGAGGAAACGCUUUUGCUCUGGGAGGAUUUCAGUCACUACAACAGUCUGAACUCUAACACCACCAGCGCUCACACCACCACCACCUCCACCGCCGCAGCUGGCACAGCCGUCUCCAUGUCAUGUGCAUCAGAGUCUCACGGUGAAACACACGAACAGGAUCGAAGUCUGGGGAGCCUCAUACAUGAAACAGAGUCUCUGUUUAAAACCAGAGAGCAGGAGUAUCAGGACACAAUCGGACAGAUUGAGCUGGAACUGGCCACAGCCAAGAAUGACAUGAACAGACACCUGCAUGAGUACAUGGAGAUGUGCAGUAUGAAGAGAGGCCUGGAUGUCCAGAUGGAGACCUGCCGGAGGCUCAUCCAAAGCACGGCCCCAACCGGCAGACAAUCGCCCUCUCUCAGCUCUGUGGCCAGCAGUGAUUCAGGAAACACUGAUGACAUUCAGGAUGAGCUGGAGCCCGAUGGAUUGAAAGACGGAGAAAAAGACGGAGAAGUGGAAAUGAAUGGAGAAGUCAGAUGAUGAUCAGCCCUUCAUCCUUCUGGUUUCUCAGCUUCUUUGUGAACCAGUCACUCUUUUAAGUGUCUGGUAACCUUUUCAUACACAGUACGGCUGAGUGUGGGAUUUCAGAUUCCCAAAGAGCAAGUAUUGGUGCUUUAAAAGCUGUCUUAGAGCAGGACUAAUCCAAAACAAACCUGUUCCCUCUUCAUCAGCACUGCCAAGGCAUGGCUCCAUAGUCUUCCUCACUGUAGCUUUAACUGAGGCUCACUCUUUACAAUUAGAUGGAUAUCAUAUUUAAUUAUGCAUAUUAUGGUUGCACUUUGCAAUAAGGUUGUAUUAGUUCAUGUUAGGCUGUGCGGUGGCGCAGUGGGUAGUGCCGGUUCAAGCCUCGGCUGGGUCAGUUGGCAUUUCUGUGUGGAGUUUGCAUGUGUUGGCCUGG
Danio rerio (zebrafish) is the source of this 2804-nucleotide messenger RNA. Lineage: Eukaryota; Metazoa; Chordata; Actinopteri; Cypriniformes; Danionidae. The record is from RefSeq and is a predicted model, not a curated record.